GCGAGCGAGCGAGCGGCGGCGGCCCGGGCGCGGGGCCACCCCCAGGCCGAGCGGGCGGGACGCGCCGGCAGCCGCGCUCCGAAGCAGCCCCCGCGCCCGCCAUGGAGAAGGCGCGGCCGCUGUGGGCCAACUCGCUGCAGUUCGUCUUCGCCUGCAUCUCGUACGCCGUGGGCCUGGGCAACGUGUGGCGCUUCCCCUACCUGUGCCAGAUGUACGGCGGAGGCAGCUUCCUGGUGCCCUACAUCAUCAUGCUUUUUGUAGAGGGCAUGCCUCUGCUGUACCUGGAACUGGCGGUGGGGCAGCGCAUGCGGCAGGGCAGCAUCGGUGCCUGGAGGACCAUCAGCCCCUACCUUAGUGGUGUUGGCCUCGCCAGCGUGGUGGCGUCCUUCUUCCUCGCCACCUACUACAACAUCAUCAACGCCUGGGCCUUCUGGUACCUCUUCCACUCCUUCCAGGAUCCCCUGCCGUGGUCCGUGUGCCCGCUGAACCACAACCGCACGGGCUACGACGAGGAGUGUGAGAAGGCGUCCUCCACGCAGUACUUCUGGUACAGGAAGACCCUCAACAUCUCCCCGUCCAUCCAGGACAGCGGGCGCGUGCAGUGGGAGCCGGCGCUCUGCCUCGUGCUGGCCUGGCUUGUCGUGUACUUGUGCAUCCUGCGGGGCACCGAGUCCACCGGCAAGGUGGUGUACUUCACCGCGUCGCUGCCUUACUGCGUGCUCCUCAUCUACCUGGUCAGGGGCCUCACGCUCCAUGGAGCCACCAACGGCCUGGCCUACAUGUUCACCCCCAAGUUGGAGCAGCUGGCCAACCCCAAGGCCUGGAUCAACGCGGCCACCCAGAUCUUCUUCUCCCUGGGCCUGGGCUUCGGCAGCCUGAUCGCCUUUGCCAGCUACAACCAGCCGUCCAACAACUGCCAGAAGCACGCCAUCAUCGUGUCCCUCAUCAACAGCUCCACCUCCAUCUUCGCCAGCAUCGUGACCUUCUCCAUCUAUGGCUUCAAAGCCACCUUCAACUACGAGAGCUGCCUGGACAAGGUGAUUCUGCUGCUGACCAAUUCUUUUGACCUUGAAGAUGGCUUUUUGACACCCAGCAACCUGGAGCAGGUGAAGAGCUACCUGGCGUCCGCCUUCCCCAGCAAAUACAGCGAGGUGCUCCCACAAAUUAAAAACUGCAGCUUGCAAUCAGAGCUGGCCACGGCAGUCCAGGGCACUGGCCUGUCUUUUAUCGUCUACACUGAGGCCAUUAAAAACAUGGAGGUGUCGCAGCUAUGGUCGGUGCUCUACUUCUUGAUGCUGCUGAUGCUGGGCAUUGGGAGCAUGCUGGGGAACACGGCGGCCAUCCUCACGCCUCUGACCGACAGCAAGGUCAUCUCCCGUCACCUGCCCAAGGAGGCCAUCUCCGGUCUGGUGUGCCUCGUCAACUGUGUCAUCGGCUUGGUGUUCACCAUGGAGGCCGGCAACUACUGGUUCGACAUAUUCAAUGACUACGCUGCCACACUGUCCCUGCUGCUCAUCGUCCUGGUGGAGACCAUCGCUGUGUGCUACGUGUACGGACUGAGAAGAUUUGAAAGUGACCUCAAGGCCAUGACUGGCCGCACUCUGAACUGGUACUGGAAGGUCAUCUGGGCCGGCGUCAGCCCCCUGCUCAUCAUCAGCCUCUUUGUCUUCUACCUGACUGACUACAUCCUCACGGGGACCCUGAAGUACCAAGCCUGGGACGCCUCCCAGGGUCAGCUCGUGACCAAGGAUUACCCCCCCUACGCACUGGCCGUCAUUGGACUGCUGGUGGCCUCCUCCACCAUGUGCAUCCCCCUGGUGGCCCUGGGGACUUUCAUCAUGCGCUGCUUCAAGAGGAAGGGAGACACGCCCCCCGUGGCCUGAGGACGGGCUUCCCGGAGACCGAGCUCACUGUUCUGCGGCUACGAUUUACAGGUGGAAUCUCCUCGGCUGCUUUUGCAGUUAUUUACUCCAGAAAUACUCAGCCCGUCGUCCCCGAGUCCACCAAGAAGAACCGCGGAAUAAGGGUCCCUGGGACCCACACUCCACCUGCAGAGCAGCCCCUGGUCCCCUCUGCCUCCCCCCGGGUCGCACUGUGCUGCCUCCUUGUCACCAAAGACGCAGGCUCUUCAAGGCCAGUCUUGAAGACAAUUGCUUCCUUGAUUCUAGGGAAGUCCUAGAACUCAGACACACUGUGAGCUUAAAUCUGACCAUAAUUUUUGCAGAAUAAAACUUAAAGCGAUUUUUUUCUUUUGGAAAAAUUCCAAAAUAUCAGAGGGCAAUUGUUUUUUUGUUUUUUAAAAGAUUUUAUUUAUUUAUUCAUGAGAGACAGAGAGAGAGAGGCAGAGACACAGGUAGAGGGAGAAGCAGGCUCCUUGGGGGUUGUCUGAUGCAGGACUUGAUCCCUGGACCCUGGGAUCACAGACCUGAGCCAAAGGCAGAUGCUCAACCACGGAGCCACCCAGGUGCGAGGGCAAUUGUUUUUCAGAUCAGUUUGAAAAGAGGGUUUUUUUGUUUGUUUUUAAAGCACCUGAGAGGACAGAUCUGAACAUCACUCGUGCAAAAUCAGGUCUUUUUUUUUUUUUUUUGAGUCAUGGUGAAUAUGCAAUUGCUGUGUUCUUCACACUCACAGGACUGGCUGACCUGGCAGAGGGGAGGCCUUUGUUGGGAUCCAUAAAAAGGGGGUCACUUCCGUGAUCUGAGGUCUCUCACACUGGGUCCAGGACCAGUCUUCCCAACUACAGUUCACAACCCCAAACCACCUGAGCAGUCUGUGCAGACGGCCCCUACCCCGGGGGGUUACACAUCGGAAAAGGUGCCAGAGCCACCUGGAGGGUGAAAGCAAAUCUAACUUGCCCAUAGACGAUGUGAUAUUUGGACAUGGUGCCCGACUCUUUAUAUAGCAAAGACCAUGAACAUCACUUACGAUCAAUUUUAAAUUAUUUGUACAUAAGUUUCCUAAAGUGUAUAUAACUCUAACAGAACAUCCUGGAACUGAAGACACUAUAUUUAUGAUACAGCAUCAGUCCACUGUGCCAACGUCUCCUGUCUUUUUUAACGGCAAUAAGUAGAUCAAGGUCAUCCCUAAGUGGAGAGGGCACCUUCCUGCCCUAACAUUCUGGCUUCACCGGCAUACAGAAUUCAGGGAAGUUUCUCUGGGUAGAUUCGUACAAACAUUUUUGAAGACAAACGCUCACAAAGGACAUCAGCUGGAGGUUUUGGUUUUGGUUUUUUAACUUUUUUCAUGCUAUAAAUGUCCUAUAUAAUGAAAACAGGCAUUAGGAAGGUCUUCUGCUAUCUUUUACAGCCAUCUUAUCAAUACUUCCUAGCUUCACCUCAUGGCCAGUUACAUUAAAAAAAAAAAAAUCAAAUCACUUGCCUUUGAAAUGCGUGCUCCAGCAUUUACUAACCACUAAUACUCGGGUCCUCUGAUUCCCCAUCAGAGGGUUUAGCGUAGAAAAACCUUACAUAUCAGGACUGAGACUGUGGGCACACUCAAUGUCAAAUACUGUUGUAUUGGCACACAGUUUCUGAAUCCUUACAGAGAGGGACCCCCCCCCCCUCACCCUGGCACGGUCACAGUCUGACGACAUGGGCCACCGCUCCCAGGGCCAGUCACCAGCAGGGUGUUUCAGAUCCACAUGCCGAGUAUCCUGAGGACCACGGAGACCAACGUUGUCCUAAAUCAUUGCUUUAUUCAGUGACUGGAUGUCCGCGUUACUAUACCUGGCCGCCUGUUCAAACCACCUGCGUGCGAGCACUUACAUUUGGUUCAGUUUUAUUCUGGUUUCUGUGAACUUCACGAAGAGCAGAACAUUUCUCAGUAAUCCGCUUGAACCAGGAGUAAGUCCUGUCUCAAAAAAUUCUUGGUUGACCAUUUCCCAGGUGCCGCACAAAAUUGGUCACCUGGUGUUUGUCUAUCCUCCACCAGGAGGGCUUGGGGGUGGGGUGGGGGGACAAGGGGACGUUUCAUCCCUGUCCACGUAACAGUCACCAUGAUGCCACGGCCAGAUCGUGGACUCCAGGGAGCUUUCUAUUAGUGCUCGAGACAUAAUGGCCCUUGACUUAGCUCUAAGAAAUCUGGGAGAGAAAUAUCAGGGUUUUUAGCAAUUAUCCUCAUAAAUAAAAUCCUAAACAACUGUAUCUAUAGGUUGUGGGCCAGGUACUGGCUGCAGUUUUAAGAGCUCUUUCUUCAUACAAGAUUUUCCUUCAUUAUGUAAAAAGACAAGCUGAUUCCGAAAACACAGCAAAUAAAGGAGACUCCACCCGGCAU
Molecule: messenger RNA, 4272 nt
Organism: Nyctereutes procyonoides (raccoon dog)
Lineage: Eukaryota; Metazoa; Chordata; Mammalia; Carnivora; Canidae
Gene: SLC6A20
Product: solute carrier family 6 member 20
Exons: 11
Coding region: 102-1883 (593 amino acids)
Biological process (GO): sodium ion transmembrane transport
Cellular component (GO): plasma membrane
Molecular function (GO): L-proline transmembrane transporter activity
Source: RefSeq, a predicted model, not a curated record